AGAUCCUGAUUACAAAAUGGACGCCAGCUUUUUUGUCAGCUCUAGUUUGUGUUUACCAAUUAAUUACGACUUUGAAUUGUGUUUACUUAAUUUAUGCGUGCAUAAGCACCACCAAUUAGCGAAAACAAGAAACCCAUUAUAUUGAAUUGUCAAUUUCCGGCGCGCUGCAAGUGCCGUUAAUUGCACUUAGCAUGCCGCGGGGAAAUUCCGGCGCACGAAGAAACAGCUUCAUUGCGUGUCCACAAGACGAGGACCUCCGCCAAAACGCCAAAAAAGAAAGAACCCGAAAAGAUCGAGACACCUACAGCAUGAAUUUAUGGCCAGGCGAUAAGCGCCGGCCAGGAGGAAAAUCUGCCUGGUGCCCAAAAUUGGACAAGGAACGUGUGCGUCGGACGAGCGGAGAAUUUAGUAGCUGUCAAAGGCAUCAGCUGUGGCCCCUGGAAACACCUACGAAGCCACGAGACACCGAUGCCUGGCAAAUCCCAAGUCGAAGCCAAGUCGGAGCGAACCCAAGGCCAAAGUCGGAGCAAAAGUUGAGGCGUCGGCGCACGCAAGGAGUGAGCCACAGUUCAAAAUUCUUCUGUUAUCUGAGAGCAAAUAUUUAAGGAAAAUCAAAUGUGUGGAUAAAACAAAUUAAAAAAUAUUUUCGACUACAAAGGUAAGUGAACCGCUAUUAAAAGCACUUGAAUUAUUUAUUUUGAACUCAAUGGGGAUUGGGAAAUUCUGUAAUCAAUCGACCCAAGGUUGUUCUCAAAGCAGAUUGUUCAAAGUAGAAGGAGAUUUCUUGCCGAUCACUGUUUCUGAAUUUCUUACUUGUCAUUGCGCAUAAUACGUGUGUGUGGUAAAAGUUAAUAAAC
Drosophila erecta is the source of this 857-nucleotide messenger RNA. RefSeq lists its product as uncharacterized. The transcript has 2 exons. NCBI's taxonomy places the organism in Eukaryota, Metazoa, Arthropoda, Insecta, Diptera, Drosophilidae. The coding region runs from base 192 to 605 and encodes 137 amino acids. The record is from RefSeq and is a predicted model, not a curated record.